AUGGCCCCUGGUCCCUACAGCCAUCUUCCUCCUCCGCCUCAGCAACAUCAUCAGGCCGCUCCCCAACACCACCAGCAUCCUUCGAGCCAGAUGCCUCAGCUCCCUCCAAUGGGAUACCCGGCACCCGCGCCCUUGCCUUCCAACUCAAACAUGCCGCCCAACGGAAUGCCCCUUCAACAUCACCAGUCGGCUGCCCCCAGCGCAUCCUCGGGCCCGCCAGGCCAGCAAGCCCCUCAGAACGCCGUGCCCGCCCCCAUGUCAAAGACGGAUGAUAUGGGUAGGAAAUACGAGCUCGUCGUGAUGCAGCAACCCCAGCGAGCCCGCAUGUGCGGCUUUGGCGAUAAGGACCGGCGCCCCAUCACCCCUCCGCCUUGUAUCAAGGUCGUCGUAAGAGACGCCAAGACUGGUCAAGAGAUCAACCCCAACGAUAUCGACUCGGCCUUCUACGUGAUCCAGGUGGAUCUGUGGUCCGAGGACGGUACCUCAGAGGUGAACCUUGUGAGGCACUCAUCUAACACGGCCUCAAUAUCGACCACCCAGCCCUUUUCGUACUCGGCCUUACGGGAGGAGGGUCAGGCGCCCGCUCAGCCCAUGCAGGCUUACUCCCAGAUGAUGCCGAGCUACGGCUCCGCGCCCAUGGGCUACGGCCAACAGCAGCCCCCUCCGCCACAGCAGCAUAUGAUGCCGGGCUACGGCAUGACUUCUGGAUCGAGCUACCAACCUGCCUACCAGUCAUCAAACCCCCAGUUUGCCCCCCCGACCCAAUACUUUCCCCAGCAUGCAAACCCGGCGCCUGUGCCCUCGCAGGCCGACAUGGCGUAUGGCGGUCACCGCCAGUCUCUGUCCAUGGCCGCUAGCCAGCCGCAGGGCAUGUUCACUAGAAACCUCAUCGGGAGCACGGCGUCGAGUGCUUUCAAGCUCAAUGACGUGGAAGACCACGUUGGAAUCUGGUUCAUCAUGCAGGAUUUGAGCGUGAGGACUGAGGGUCACUUUAGGCUGCGCUUCUCAUUCGUCAAUGUCGCCAGGCCCCCCGAUCAGCCCUCGGCAGACGGCUCGCUGGUGAACCAAGGGACCGCGCCGAUCCUCGCCUCGACCUUCAGCGACGUCUUCCAGGUCUUCUCGGCCAAGAAGUUUCCCGGUGUUUGCGAGAGCACCCCCUUGAGUAAGUGUUUCGCAACGCAGGGCAUAAAGAUUCCCAUACGCAAGGAGGGUGCUGGCGACGGCAAGAAAGGUGGCGAAGAUGACGAUGACUUUCAGUAG
Messenger RNA from Colletotrichum graminicola M1.001, 1260 nucleotides. Its product is annotated as developmental regulator VelB. NCBI's taxonomy places the organism in Eukaryota, Fungi, Ascomycota, Sordariomycetes, Glomerellales, Glomerellaceae. The record is from RefSeq and is a predicted model, not a curated record. The transcript is spliced from 6 exons. Bases 1 to 1260 code for a protein of 419 amino acids.